This is a messenger RNA of Akanthomyces muscarius, 633 nucleotides long. RefSeq lists its product as uncharacterized. NCBI's taxonomy places the organism in Eukaryota, Fungi, Ascomycota, Sordariomycetes, Hypocreales, Cordycipitaceae. The transcript has a single exon. Bases 1 to 633 code for a protein of 210 amino acids. The record is from RefSeq and is a predicted model, not a curated record.
AUGAACUAUGCUGGCAUUCGCAAAACGCCUCUAGCUGAGGCUGAGUUGGCGUACAUGUGCGCCUACCUGCGGGCCGCGGUGACAGCGAGCCCGCAGCUGAAGAUCCUAAACCUCGACUUUUACCCAUACGGCAUAUUUAGCGGGUCUAGCGACCGCGAUGAGGACCUGUUGGAGCCUGGUCCUGUGUUCACAUCGCGCACGAUGGGCUGUGGCGACACUAUUUCUCAGCUGACACGCGUCAUAGUACACGACAUGGCGCUCAAGUCUGACGAGUUGGCGCCGCUGCUAUCGCGGCUGGGUGCCAAGAUGUCCUACCUCUCGAUGUACAAUAUUACAUUGCUCGAUGCCUGCUGGGCACCGCUGCUCGAUGCUGUGCGGGACAUCAUUUCGCAGCGCUGCCGGGUGAACCUGUCAGACCUUCUUGGCGCCGAGUUUGGCAACGAAAGGCGUGAGGAACUCGACUUCUUCGAGGCCAGGCCGGAAGAGUGGAAGGAGAGACUUGGGGUUCCACCGCUGAUGCAGGAUACGAUGGAUUAUGUCUGCGGAAGGACGGAUAUCAAUCCGCUGACAAAGCUCGGUGUAGACCUACAAGCAGCCAGACGGUUAAUUAGCAGCCGUUUAGUCGAUAUAUAG